AUGGCUAUAGGUAAUGUGGUAUUUCGGAAGUCGCUUGACAAGUUGUUAGGUGGAACAGUACCGAAAAAGGUAGCUGUUGCGUUGUCGGGUGGUCCAGACUCCAUGCUUUUGACGUGGCUAUUGCUGCAGUGUCAAUUCGAGAUAUAUGCCAUCACCAUCGACCAUAAAUACCGGACCGAAUCUAGUCGAGAAGCUUUGGCAGUGCAUGAACGAGUGAAAAAUUGGAAUUUAAACCAUAUCAUCAAGUCGUUAGACUAUCCAGCUGGGGUGGAUCCUACAAAACUAAACAACUUUGAAGAAGUUGCUAGAGAAAAGAGAUAUGAGGCAAUGGCACAGGUUUGUUACGAGAAGGAGAUUCCAGUGCUAUUUUUGGGCCAUCACAGAGACGACCAGCUAGAGACGUUUAUUCAAAGACUACAGGGAAACUCAUCCAUUUUCGGAUUAGCAGGAACGCACAAGGUAUCGCCGUUGCCCAUUAGCAGAGACUUGAGUCCUGAAUCAACUCUUUUCAACCAAGCCAGUCAAGUCCGGAUCUUACGGCCAUUUUGGGAUUACGAUAAACAAGACAUUCUUGAAACAUGUCAACUCAACAAUAUUGCAUAUGUGACAGAUCCUACAAACAAGGAUGUGAGCUUGACCAGGAGGAAUUAUUUACGGCAUUUGAUAAACGACGUUAUACCUGCAAAAAACAACCAAAGUCGUUCGCCGUAUUUGCUAAUACGUAAAAGCGAGUUGAUUGAUCUGCAUAGAAAGUGUUUAGAGUUUGCAACAAUGCUUGAAAACAAGGCCAUGGCGUUGUCUAACAGCUUGCAGAGGAAUGGCCUAAUUAGAGAGUAUCCUGGGCUAGGAUCGUUGUGGGUGAAACUCCCACGGCAAUGUUUAGACCACACAAAUGGGAUUGUUACGAGUCGAUUUCUCUAUAGGAUUCUACACCCGUAUUCCACAUUGAAACACUAUCACUGGGCGUAUGCAAAACUAGAAAGACAGUUGAUACCAAGAAUUACUAGUUUUCUCGACCAAGGCGAGUCGGGCACAUUUAAAUUGACAAUGAUGAAUUUAGUGUUUGAGGUUACAAACAACACUCUGUCGGAAUAUGUUCCUAUUCACAUAUACAGGUGUCCGAUAACAACAAAGGAUUGGCCUGCCGUUCAGGAAGUGCUAACCAUGGGCGAGUGGAAAUUGUUUGAUAGUAGGUUUUGGUUAAGAGCGACAUCAAACACCUAUCGCGGUCAGCUUUCAGUUAUUCUGUAUAUCCAUAAAAGACACAAGCGCCUCUUACACGGCAACCUUGAUGCGAGCAAGUCUUUUGAUACACUUCCAGCGGUAAAAUCCAGCUGUGGGACGAUUAUAGCCUUUCCAACCGUAGGAGUUACGUCUUCAGACCAUGAUAUAGACUACGAAUGGGUUCUCAAAAAAAAUAGAUUCUCUUACUGCAAAUAG
Candida dubliniensis CD36 is the source of this 1440-nucleotide messenger RNA. RefSeq lists its product as uncharacterized. NCBI's taxonomy places the organism in Eukaryota, Fungi, Ascomycota, Pichiomycetes, Serinales, Debaryomycetaceae. Gene Ontology annotation, biological process: tRNA processing. Gene Ontology annotation, molecular function: ligase activity, forming carbon-nitrogen bonds; ATP binding. The coding region runs from base 1 to 1440 and encodes 479 amino acids. The transcript has a single exon. The record is from RefSeq and is a predicted model, not a curated record.